AUGACAAACCUGAGGCCCACUACCAUCAGGCCUAGUGUGCUCCACCCACUUGAUAGUUUCAGCGAAGCCCAGGCUCAUGCGUUAGCCGGUGAAGUCCAGCCCAAUUUCAGAAACUCCUACCUUCACUCUCGCCGGCGGGUUUGGGUGUCGGUGUCGCGAAUUUUUUUCAUUCGUUCUUUCUCUGGAGCUGCAAAGAUCAAUUCAUCAAUGGCGUCGGAAGCCUACGCAUCGAGAAACCCUGAUCAAGUCCACACCGACGUUCUCCUUCAAGCCAGACAAGCUUGCUACAAGGCUCGCGAUGCUUUCUACGAUUGCGUGAAGAAUCAAUCGGACAAGAAGCCGACGGAACUCGGCUGCGUCGGGCUGCUCUACCCGGCGGAGUGCAAGAAAGCGAGGCUUGCCUACGAGAACAGCUGCCGGCCUUCUUGGGUGAAGCAUUUCGAUAGGCUGUAUUGUAAGGAGAAGAGGGUGCAGAGGCUACUGGAUGACAAGGAAACCAGGGGAGGUCCGUUGAUACUUCCACAGAAAGCUUAAUCAGUUAGUUCCUUUGUUACUUUGAAAUUGGAUCUUCUCGCCACUCGUAAGAUUUUGGGUUUCGGGGUUUAUGGCAAUGCAGGUUUGUUGUGUCCAAAUGCUGUGUUCUAUAACCUUGAUUAUACAUAGCCCAAUCCACAAAGAUGAGUUCUUCUGUUACAGAGUUUCCAUCUUUGACAUGGGUUCUAGGGUUGGGAAUUGGGAUUUAGCUUGUUUUACUUCUGAUAUGUUGGACAACAGAGAGAUGAUUGAAUUAGAUUCUAGUAGUUGGAAGAUUAAUGUAUGGAUUCCUUGGCUGGAUGGUUAAUGGUGCCUUCAUCAGCUCAAAUUUAUACCAUUUUCGCAGGGGUAUAGAGCUUGAGCUUGGUUCAAGAUCGCUAUGGUCAGUUUGGUUUCGGUACUCAGGUUGAAUUCUGGGACAGCAUGUUCUAAGUAAAAGAGUUUGCUGCUUGCUUACUUUGUGAGAUCAGAUUCUAUUAACCGUGUCUCUCACUGAGCUUUGCUCAAACCUAGAACAGUUUGUGGUGUAUGCAGUGGAACUAAAACUGAACCAUGUACCUGUGUAUGUGUGACUGUUAUUCUUAAUGAUUACGGCCUAUGUUCCCUAAAAGAGGGCUUCGUGACCCUUGUCGAAUCUACGCAUUUGUUGUCAUCAUCCAGUGGAACAGAAAGCAUAACAUGUACUGUUUGUUUCUUAACUGUUCCUAUACGGUUCGCACUUGUGCCUGAUCUGAUUACUUCUCAGUGUUUCACACAAUAGUUCUUAACAAACAGGAAUGAACUUAGAAGCUACAACUGCAGUUUGAACUUCAAAGUAGAACCUGACCUUGAACUUAUGAGUAGUACUGCAGCUUGUCUACAGGUA
This is a messenger RNA of Linum tenue, 1399 nucleotides long. The record is from the annotation of a GenBank genome assembly. NCBI's taxonomy places the organism in Eukaryota, Viridiplantae, Streptophyta, Magnoliopsida, Malpighiales, Linaceae.